UAUUUUAUAAAAUUAUUAAAUAUUUACCGAUGGUUUAAACAUGCCGUGCUGGUACUAUGAGAAGAAAGAGCUACGCAAUACACCCUCUAUUCAGGAUGGUAUUGAUUAUGAGACGGAAUGUAGAUAUCGAAAAGAAGGUGCACGCUUCAUAAUUGACACUGGCACAAAGAUGGAUUUAGGUUACAAUACAAUGGCAACGGGUGUCGUUUAUUUCCAUCGAUUCUACAUGUUCCAUUCAUUUAAAAAUUUUCCACGAUAUGUAACAGCUUGUUGCUGUUUACUCUUAGCUGGGAAAGUUGAAGAAACUCCAAAAAAAUGCAAGGAUAUUAUACGAACAGCUAAGACUUUAGUGUCCGAACAAAAGUUUAUGACAUUUGGAGAAGAUCCUAAAGAAGAAGUCUUGACUUUAGAAAGAAUUUUAUUGCAAACUAUUAAAUUUGAUCUGCAAGUUGAACACCCAUAUAGCUAUUUAUUGAAAUAUGCAAAGUGUCUUAAAGGAGAUAAAAACAAACUGCAAAAAAUGGUUCAAAUGGCUUGGACGUUUGUUAAUGAUAGUUUAUGUACCACUCUGUCGCUACAGUGGGAGCCAGAAAUAAUAGCUGUUGCUCUAAUGUACUUGGCAGGAAAGCUAAGUAAAUUUGAAGUAGUUGACUGGGUCGGCAGGCAACCAAAGCAUUUACGCUGGUGGGAUAUGUUUGUUGAAGAUGUAACUAUGGAUCUUUUAGAAGAUAUUUGUCAUCAAGUUUUGGAUUUAUAUUCGCAAGCUAAUAAUACGAAACCGCCAGAUUCACCACCCAUGAUACCAUCCAGCGAGCUAUGUAGAGAACGACCCGUUGCUACUACUACCACAGAAUCUGCAUCUAAUACACCAAAUGUGACGCCUGGAAAAUCUUCUAAGAUAGAAACGCCAGUUUCUGCAAACGGAUGUCCAACCACGGAUAUUGUGGAGACGAUAAAACCAAUAGACACUUCAACGGCACAUUUUCCCACAUAUCCAACGAAUUUCACAGCAUCUAACAAUACGAACUAUCCGCCGGCGUUUCCACCUACGAACGUUUCGGUUCCACCGCCUCCUGUGAAUACAAUGAAUCAUAUUGUACCAACAAUACAUCACAUUGGAUCCUCUGCUACCAUUCGUCCUACGCCACCGCCUGCACCAGCUACUAAUCAAACUGCUUUCCAACCAUAUUCCUAUCCAACAAAUGCAUCAUACUUCCCAGCGAAUAAUCCAAUUCCACCAACUGCACCACCACGCAGCUAUUAUCCACCACAGCCAUAACAAAAGGCAAUAUAUCAUGCAUUCAAUAAAAAUUGUAUCAAUUUGAACAUCAUUAUCUUAAUUAAUAAUGAAAA
Nylanderia fulva is the source of this 1353-nucleotide messenger RNA. It is a transcript of the gene CycK, whose product is annotated as cyclin K. The record is from RefSeq and is a predicted model, not a curated record. Lineage: Eukaryota; Metazoa; Arthropoda; Insecta; Hymenoptera; Formicidae. Gene Ontology annotation, molecular function: cyclin-dependent protein serine/threonine kinase regulator activity. Gene Ontology annotation, biological process: regulation of transcription by RNA polymerase II.